AUGUCCCGGAUGAAGCUCUCAAUCCAUCCAACAGAAUCAAAUUCCGAAAAAUCCCCCACAAAUAACGAGCUCGAGUCCCCCCUCCAAUUCAUCCAUCUCAAUCGAAAUCACUCAAUCAAUCAAUCGAAAUUCGAGGGAGUGAGAGAUCGAAUAACCCCCCGUUUCUGAAGCGCUUGCAAAUUGCAGGCAGUUCGAGAAAUUGGAGAAAAAAAGAGAGGAGAAGCCGCCGCCGCCGCCGUGCAACAGUUGUGCACCCUCCGUCGCCUCUCUUCGGUUUUGUUGCGCCAACUCGACUUGUACGACAACUCUCUCCUACUAUCCGCCCCACAAUCUUUCCCGGUAAACCUACACUUUGAGCCGCGAAAAAUAGCCAGGGCGGAAAUAGCCGCAGAAAAAGUGGAAAAGUGAGCUCCAUUCAACAGUUUUUUUGAGUUCCUGGUUUUACGAUAGAUAUCACAGUUUGAGCCGCAAAAAAAGCCGCAAAUGGGCUUUUGCGCUCCAUUGAACAGUUUUUUGUAGAGCCUUGAUUUUCAAAAAGUUUUCACGAUAAAUAUCUUUCUCUAUCCGCUUAGUCUUCCCCGGAAAACCUACAGUUUGAGCCGUGAAAAACAGCCAGUGCAAAAAUAGCCGCGAAAAAAAUCUUGAAAUAAACUUUUGCGCUUCAGUGCAGUUUUUUAGUUUAUUUUGAUUUUGAAAGUUUUUACGAGAACUCUCUCUCACUAUCCUUAAAAUCUUACCUGGUGAACCUACACCUCGAGCCGCGAAAGUUAGCCGACUCAAAAUAGCCGCAGAAAAGUGGAAAAAUGAGCAUUUGCGCUCCAUUGAAUAGUUUUUUGGACUUUCUAGUCUGAGCCUAAAAUUUUCGCAAAAAAUACAAAACGGAAGCAGAAGGUGCGCGCCAUUGAUAACUUCGCAAUUCUUCGUUACCUGUCAAUAAAAAGCUCCAUAUUCAGGUGCCUUCUGAAUACAAAAACUCCACGACGUCAUCGUUCCUCCGUCACACGUCUUCAGGCACGACGACGCCGUCAGAUGGCCUCAAGAGUGUGACGUCAUCUCGCCAUGAUACCCUACGCCAUCUGCCUUCUGUUGCUCAUGUCAGCAACGGCGCAGAAUGUCGAUGAGUCAGUUUUUUUUUAUUUCGCUAUGACGUCAUCAGGUUAUGACGUCACUUUGAAGAAAUAUUGAUUUUUUAUGGGUCUAUUCGAUCGUCUGACCAGUUAUUUUGUAAUGAGACCCUAUCUGAAUUUUCUGAUGACGUCACUUUUUCGAGCUGAUGCCCUAAUUCGACGUCAUCCAGUAGAAAUAUCGAUUUUAGAUUGUUUCUCACUUUUUUGAUCGUAUUUUUGGACUUCGACGUUAUAUGAAUUUUUGAUGACGUCACUUUUUCGAGCUGACUCUUAGGAAUAUAAUGACGUUAUCUAGUAGAAAUAUCGAUUUUUCAUGAGUUUUUUCAUUUUUUCGUUUGUAUUUUUGAACUUAGACGUUAUAUGAAUUUUUUGACGACGUCAUUUUUUCGAGCUGACUCCUAGGAAUCUAAUGACGUCAUCUAGUAGAAAUAUUGAUUUUUGGAAGUUUCAAAUUCUCGAUUUUAUAUUUUCAGAGUGUGGCUGUUAUUUUGUUAGUUUCACGCAUUUUUAAUUAUUCUGAGCUACAAAUGACGUCAUGUGGUCUGAAUGACGUCACAAUUUUUCUUUCAAUGGCGUCAUCGUUAGUGUUAAUCGACCCUGAUUGAUUUUAAGCUCUGGGGAUGACGUAAAUCGAGUGGUUGAUUGAUUUUCGAGUUCUUUUUCACAAAAAAUGAAUCAUUCAAUCUUGGUCGUCCCACAGAUUCGAUGACAUCAUCGAUAUCUGAUUUUAAAAUGACUUCAUUAAGGAUUCACUUAAGCUUUUUUUAAAAUUAGGUUGGAUUUACUUUUUUUAAAGUUACUUCAGAAAUUGAAGCAAUUAUUUUUUUCAUUUUCUGACGUCAUCGACCUCUAAUUUUCUAGAUGACGUCAUUAAAACUUUUCAAGAGAUUUUUCGAUUUUCGGGAUGACGUCAUUUAUCAUUUACAUAAAUUUUUUUUGAUUCGUUGUGAGUACUGUUUGAAGCAAUUUUUGGAUCUUAAUUACUUUUUUUUUUCAUUUUCUGACGUCAUUGAGCCCUGAUUUUCCAGAUGACGUCAUUAAAACUUUUUGAGAGAUUUUGAGAUUUUUGGAAUGACGUCAUUGAAUGCUUGAAGCAAUUACUUUAUGAUUCGUUUUAGGUACUUCUGAAGCAGUUUUGGAACUUUAGACCCUUAUUUUUUUAAUUUCUGACGUCAUUAACCUACAUUUUUUGAGAUGACGUCAUUUUUUCCAUUUUUUAUUCUGGAAAAAUUUUGAAAAAUUAUAUUAAACUUUUAUAUGAUCCUACUGUAUGAUUUUUCGGAUAACUUUUGGAAUUUUUCGUGAUUUCCAAUGCCUUUUCCUGUAUCUAAAAAAAAGACGAGAUCUCUGCAAAAUUUCUGAGAAAAAACCGACUCAGAUUUCCAGCAACGUGUUUCAAAUUAGUGGCGAAUCGUUUUUCGUCUUCUUCUUGUUUUACGGAAUUAUUUCCAGUUAGGUUUCGGGGUUAAGUCAUUUUAACGUUUCAAGGAUAAAUUAAGAGUUUGGAUGAGUUUUUUUAAUUUUUUUGAUGGGAAGCAAAAAUGGUAAUUUUUUUCCAAUUCUAGAAAUAUUUGGAAAUUUUUCCUUUUUAAUUUGCCCUUUUUUUAUUUACUUGGCUUUUUUUGAUUUUUAUCCAAUUUUCCUUCCACACAACCCCCCAAAAAAAGACCUUUCUAGCCUUGAAACUUUUCUUCGAAAUGCACUUUUUUUUCUUGACGUGUAUGUGUGACGCAAACGAACACUAGACCGCCCAGAAUAAGAUUCUGAAGGAAAUUGAGGCGCGGAAAUGGAAUUUUGAAAGAAAAAAUUGUCGAACCGAAUUGAAAUCCCUUUUUGAGAAGGUUUGGAAGAUGAAAUGUAGCUACUACAAUGGGAGAAAUAUGAUUUAAACGAAUAUUUCCAGAAUCUUGAAAAAGAAAAAAAUAAACUAAGGACUUAUACAUUCAUGAAGCAACUAAAAGCUCCAAGUAGAAAAAACAAGUUUAAAAAACAGCAAAAAAUCGAAAAAUACGACUUUAAAAUUCCAUCCAACCACAAAAACGUAUUCAAAAUGACCGCAUUUUGUGAAAAUCCCAUCAAAAUACCAAAAAACAACAAGAAACAAGCUUCAAUUUGCUGAAAAAAUGGCAAAAAGGAUUCGCAGUCUGCAGGAUUCGAACCUACGCGGGCAGAGCCCAAUUGAUUUCUAGUCAAUCUCCUUAACCACUCGGACAAGACUGCUGGUGGCGGAGAAGCGCCAGUUCCAUGACCAAUAAGCUUCCAUUUGAUAAGACUUUUUAUUUGAGGCAGUCGACUAGAAAAAAAUCAGAUAUUUCUAUUAAAUAAAUGAUGAAAAAAACAGGAAUAAUGAGAAAAUAAACUAUAUAAAAUUUUUUAUCCAGUUCAUAGAGCAAAAAUUCGAUAAUAAAAUUUUUUGCCAGAAAUCAAACCCAAGUCUUUAGAUUUCCAGCCAAUUUCAACAUAUUAUUUUUAUUUUCAGUGGCCCUUUGAUCGACACGUCGCUGCUGUCGUCGGUUCUCGACCGUUUAACCAAUAAAACCAUCUACGACAAGCGGUUACGACCCAGGUUUGUUUUUUAUUGUUUCCUUAAAAUAAAGCUGAAAGUUUUAACCAAUCAUUCGGAAAAAAAAUUGAUGAUAAACUGUCUUGUAAGAAAAGAAAACUCAGAAAGAUGAAGGUCAUAUACCUGAAAUUAAAAAAACGGCAAAAAAUACUUUGCGUCGGAGUGUAUGCACCAAUACAUUUUAUUCGACGACACUUCCUUAAAAAAAUUUUUGGCUGUUUUUUUGUUAUUUUUUUUUCUUGUUUUUUUGAUGUUUACACUAUUUACUUCACACGUUUUGUUGCUGUUAUCCAACGAUACAGUGCUGGAUGUUAGUAAAAUGCGAACAUUUCGCAUUUUUUCAAAAGUUACAGCUCGAAUGAUUUUUGCAUCGUUUUGUGUUUUAUUUUCAAAAUUUCACGUUUUUGUAUUUUGGUGAACUUCUAAGUUAUCAAAACUGUUUUUUUUGCUCAUGGAUGGGUUUUAACUGUAAAUAAGGGAAAGUUUCCACGAUUUUUCAUACUUUCUCUAAAAAUCAGCCCUUCCGCUAGUUUUCUGUCGUAUUAUUUGAAAUUUUUGAAAAAGUUUGUUCAUUUUUCAGAUACGGAGACAAGCCAGUAGAUGUUGGAAUCACGAUCCAUGUUUCAUCGAUAUCCGCCGUUUCUGAAGUCGAUAUGGUUCGGAUUUAAUAUUAUUGUUUUUGUCUCUGGUUUUUUUAAGAUUAAUUAUAAUAUUUUUCUCUGGUUUUUUUCAAGAUUAACUUUCAAGGGAAAAUCGUCUUUUUUUCUACUUUUUGCUCUUAAAUAGAAAACUUCAAGCUAUUUUUGAGCCCUUUUUUUCUGGCGUCACCUGGAUAGAGCUAUUCCUUGGCGGCUGAUUUUUCGAAGCUGUUUUUAUGCUUAUAAUUAUUUUUUACAUGAUAGAAGUCGACAGAAAUCGAGCUAGCUGGGAAAAAAACCGGUGGAUAUCUCACCACGGCUGGCUUUUGGGCGGCUAUUUUUCCAAAAUGUCUUAGACAGAGCUAUUUAUUGGCGGCUCAUUUUUUGAAGCUAUUUUUAUGCUUAGAAUUAUUUUUUAACUGAUAGAAGUCGACUGAGAAAAAAAAAACUGGUCGAUUUUUCACCACGGCUAUUUCCACGAGGCUAUUUUUUUCGAAAUCUGAAAUAACUCAGCCGUGUUGUUAUUUUGUUUUGAGUGAGGCGGCUCAAAUACACGAGGCGAAACGGGAGGGACGACGAUUUGUCAUCCCUCCAGGAACAAGUGUUCUUUUUCUGACGUUCCUCCUAGGCCCGGGGAGAAAUUUUUGACACGCUUCCGCAUGUACUCUCUCUUUUUUUUUCGACCAGAAGAAAAGAUUGGACUGGGGAAUGGUUGGAGAAGUCAUUUCAAUGAGAAUAGAACUGGAAAAAUUGCUAUUUUCCACGAAAAUCGAUUUUUUUCGAUAAGAAGUUCAUUUUGGCAUUAUUUUUCACAUGCUUUUUAUUUGAUUCAGACUUCAAAAAAAUGCCUUUUUUCGUAUUUUGGUUACAGUAAUCCCCAAAAGGGGCAGAGCCUAUAAAAAACCUGAACUUGAAAUUUUAAUGACAUGUGUAGAUGUUGUGAGGAGAGUAUGAGCUUAAAAAAAAAUGUUUUUUCGAAAUUUUUCUUUUUAACUGUUCAUCAUAUCCGAGAGAACGUUUGGUAACUUUUUUCCAAGUUUUUCAAGAUCAAAUUGACUUUUUUAAGAAGCCUGAAUCGGCACAAAAAAAUUGAGCCUAGUAGAAAUUUUUAGCUUCACUGAGGAAAAUUCGAGAUUUUGAAAGAACAGGUUUUUUUGAAUUUUUUUAGUUGAAAUUUUUCUGAAAAAAAUUAAAAAAAGCUGUUAAAUUUUUCUCUUCCCUGAGAUUUUUUAACUUAUUUCUGUUUUUUUAUAAUUCAAUUUAACUCUUUAAACCUCUAAAUUUGCUUCUAGUUGAUGAAAGUUUUGUCUUUUUCAAGAUUUUUUUCUGAGUUUUAAUGAAGAAAGGUUCGAAAUUUCGAAAGAAACGAAUUUUUUUAAAUAUCCACCUGGAAAAAGGAUCCAUUCCCGUGUGAUCCAUAAACUUGAAACAAAUAAAUAUGUUCAUGAAAAUUUUUCUGAACAAGUUCAUUGAUAUUAUGUUAUCAGUUGGAAUAUCCAGGUUAUUUUUUUGACUUUCAGGACUUCACCUUGGACUUUUACAUGCGACAAACGUGGCAAGACCCUCGAUUGGCCUUCGGAAGCCUGGAUCUUGGACUUUCCAAGGAAAUCACCUCGUUGACGGUUGGUUUUUUGAUGAAAACGGUUCAAAAUGAGUUGAUUUUAAGCUUAGAAGUCUCGAAAAGGUUAUAAAUUAACAGAAAAGUGUCUCUUUAACGGUUUUCUUAAUAAAAAUGAUUGUAGGUGACUUUUUGAUCUAUUAAAUUGGGUCGAUUUUGAGCUUAGAAGUCUCAAAAAUGUUAUAAAUUAGCAAGAAAAACUGCCUCUAUAACGGUUUUUCUAAUAAAAAUGGUUGUAGAUGACUUUUCUAUCUACAAAAAAGGGUCGAUUUUAGUCUUGAAAGCCCCAAAAAAGUGAACAAUUUUUGGAAAUUACAUUCUCUACGGUUUUUCUAAGUGAAUUAGUUGCAAAUUUUUUUGCCUGCCAAACUAAGACAAUUUCAAGCUUAGAAGUCCAAGAAAAAAGUUUUAAAAAUUUGAUCUGAUUAUCAAAAAACCAAGUUUGGCCACAUUUCUGGUAAGAAAAUGUAUUCAGAGCUUCGUUUUUACGCCGUAAAAAAAAGUUAUCUCAUAAUCAUAUUUUUUUACGCCUUGUUAAGGUAUUACUGAGAUUUAAGACGGCUAAUGUGGUUAAAAGCUCUGAAAAAGAAGAAAAUUGAUGGGAAAACUGGCUUUUUUGACAGUUUUAUCAGAGCGGGAUCGAACCUGGAACCCUCUGAGUUCUAUUUAUGAUCAAAUUAUUUUUUAAAGCUAAUUUUAGGGUGUUCUAAGUUUUAUAACUUUUAUUGUGGGUUCUAAACUCCGAAAAAGCAAAAAAUUGAUGAAAAAAACCUUUUCUGAGAGUUUUCCUUCACCGGGAUCGAACCCAAGACCCUCUGAGCCUCACGAUAACAUCCUAGCCACUCGACCACCAAGCAAUAACAAUUGCAGGUGGGAGUGGACUACCUGGACAAGCUCUGGAAGCCGGACACGUUUUUCCCCAACGAGAAGAAGUCGUUUUUCCACGUCGCCACCACACACAACUCGUUUUUGCGGAUCGACAGCGACGGCACCGUUUUCACCAGUCAAAGGUAUCAUUUUUUGCCGUUUUGAAUUAUUGCUUCACAAGCUUUGCGUUAUUAAAGGUACACCUUCAGAUUCACAUUUGUAAGUUUCUUGAAAUAGUAGACUCAUUUUUCGAACAACUGGAGAAAUUAUCAGUGGUCACUAUAGAGGCUCGCCAAGGACUACUUGGUAAGGACACUAAAGUGGCCACUAUUUUCCGUUUUAGUGGCCACUAUAAAGGUUCUCUAUUUAGUGGCCACUUCAGUAGCUUUUCAUCCAGUAUUCCUUACAGUAACUCUGAUAAUUCUAAAAAAAACAGAUUAGACCAGUUAUGUUGAUCCAUUGACCCCUAAAGUGGCCACUAAAGUAGUUUUUAGUGGUCUAUUAGUAGCCCUUAUGUAGACCAUUUUUAAUCCUUCGAAACAAAAAAAAGACACUUUUUAAAUUUUGGUUUCUAUAUAGAAUUUCUACCCACUUAUGGCCCAAAAAUUGACCUUUUUCAAAGUUUGGUCCCAAGCAAAAACCCUUUUUGAACUUGUGGCUUGAAAAUAAACCCUUUUCAAAAUUUGGGCGCAAAAAUAGGACCUCUUGAAUUUCGGGCCCAAUAAUAGACUAUUUUCCAAAGUUUACGCCCAAAAAAAGACCUUUUUUAAUGUUUGGACCCUAAGAAAGACUAAUUUAAAAUUGUGGGCCAAAAUUUUUAAAGUUUGGGCCCGAAAACAAACUUUUUUUUAAGUUUGAGCCCGAAAAUGGGCCAUUUUCGAAGUGUAGUUUCAAAAAUAGACCUUCUCAAACUUUGUGCACGAAAAUAAACCAUUUUCAAACUUGGGGCUCAAAAAUAGACCAUUUUUGAACUUUGGGGUCAAGAAAUGGACCCUUUCCAAACUUGGGGCUCAAAAAUAGACCAUUUUUGAACUUUGGGGUCAAGAAAUGGACCCUUUCCAAACUUGGGGGCCAAAAAAUAGACCCUUUUCGAAGUGGGAGACCCCAAGGAACUAUUUUUGAACUUCGGGCUCUUAUUUGGUAUAAAAAUGAACUUUCUGGUUAAAUAUCGAGAAAUUCCAAAGAGCCAAGACAAAAUAAGCCUCUCCGUGAGGAAGAAAUAGCGCCCCUUGAGCUUUUUGAGCCUUUCGUGAAAGCUCAAAAGGACGCUACUUUUCCGGUAAUCCUCCCAAGGACUCUCAACUUUACAAAUUCUUUUUGAUAGUAGCCGCCCGGCAGGGGGAUCACAAAGACUUUUGAGCGGAAAAAAUGAUGUCAUGGGACUUUUUUGGGGAAUUUUGGACUGGAGGUUUUGGCCGAAGAUUUAAAGUUCAAAUUACUGUUUCGAGAAAAAAAUUUAUAAAUUGAAUAAAUUUUUAAACCUUCGUUGUGAUUUUUAAUGAUUUAAAAACACAAAUUAAUACUUUUUAGAUUUUUUUCUUGGUGUGAAAUUUAAAGUGGUCCCUUUACGGAUUUUUAAUGGUUUGAGAUAUUGAGUGGUCAUUUUAGGGUUUUUUUAUUUCUAUAAAUGAUGUCAUAGGACUUUUUUUCGAUAUUUUUUUGGACUGGAGGUUUUUAAUCGAAGAUUUAAAGUUUAAAUUACAGUUUCGAAAAAAAAUUUUUAUAAAUUAAAUAAAUUAAAUAAAGUUCAAUUCUUCGUCGUUAGUGAGAAAUGGUUAAAAAAAAUAAAUACUUUUUAAAUUUUUUUCUUGGUGGGAAAUUUUUGAGUGGUCCUUUUAGGGUUUUCUUAUUUCUCUAAAUCAUGUCAUAGGACUCUUUUGGGGAAAUUUGGACUGGAGGUUUUGGCCGAAGAUUCGAAGUUCAAAUUACUGUUUCGAGAACAUUUUAUAAAUUAAAUAAAUUUCAAACAUUCGUUGUGAUCGUGAAAUAGUUGUAAAAAAAAUAAAUAUUUUUUUAGAUUUUUUUCUUGGUGGGAAAUUUUGAGUGGUCCUUUUUAGGGAUCUCAACAGUUUGAGAUAUCGAGUGGUCAUUCUAGGGUUUUCUUAUUUCUCUAAAUAAUGUCAUAUUUUUAAUAGUUCCUGAACUCAUCAAAAAGGAAAAUAUCAACUUUUGAGAUAGUUAUUCAGUGAAGAUCUACUCGAAAAAUCAUGAUUUGACCCUGAAAUCGAUGAUUAUUUGCAGGUUAACGGUAACUGCGACGUGUCCGAUGAAGCUCCAACUGUUCCCGAUGGACUCGCAACGCUGCAAACUGGAAAUCGAGAGCUGUGAGUCCAAUUUUAUCCUUUUACCCUUGAUCUUAACAUUUUCGAUAAAUCGGAAGAAAAAAAUUACCCCGAAAAAAAUCGUAGUCAAAAGUGUGCAGUAGGAGUGCGUAGAUUCGUGUUUUGUGACAUUUUUUAAUCAAAAAAUAAUUUUUUGGGUUCAUUUUUUCAUAAACAAAAAUCGAAACGAUUGCACCAGGUCGGUAUUAUCCUUUCCCUUGUAUUUUCCCCCUUACCCCGAUAUUCUCAUCAUUUUCCGAUCACUUUAUUGUACCAUUUCAUAUUGUAUUCCUCUCAUACUGUAUUCAUUCAUUUUCUGUACAUUUUUCGUAUCAAAUCGUUCAAUCUGUUGUAUUAGACUUGUAUUACAAAAAAAAAGAAAAAAAAUCCCAUGAAAUAAAGAAAAAAAUAUUGUAUAAAUCCCGACGGUCGACGGUUUAUCAAUGGAGCGCACUUUCCGACGAGGUAAUUUUUCCGUUUUCCAAACCUUUUUCGUGUACCUUUUUUUCCAACAACUUCUUCGUAACGCACUAAUCUAUCCGAUUAACAGCUUGCUUUUUUUUUUUCACUAAUUUUAAAAUUAUUUUAUUUUUGGAACCUGGAAAUUUUCACUUUUUUUAAAUCUUUGAAAAAAUUAAAUUUUUUACAGUCACCUAAAAAAGGAAAGAUUAAAGUGGUCACUUAAGGGACUUCAAAAUCAAUUUUUAGAGCUCAAAAUCUAAGUUGAAUAUUUUAAGUGGUCAUUUAACACACGUUCUCCGAGAUUUUCGAAUAACCGUUGGUACAAAAAUUUCAUCUUUGUUCCUGAGAGCUCUCCUUUCUAUGAUAGAUAGUGAACAACCUCUUGAAUAUUUAGAACCAGGUUUUAUCGGGCUCCGCCCACUUUCAUGCUUACUGUAGGAAAAAAACACCGUAGAAACCAAACUUUUUUUCCUAGUGGAGCAAAUUGGUCCAAACCAAUUUUAAAACAAAAAUAUGUUCCCAUAUGAACAUUUAUAGUUAUAGAACUGACCCGGAAAAAAAAUUUUUCUUUCAAAAAGAAAAAAAUUAAAGUUUUUUUGAAAAAAAUGACGAGUUUCGCAGUCUUUGAGCCAUAACUAGUACUAGAACCCCCGAAUGCCUGGAUUUUUUUAUUUUUUUAAUCGACGCAUUAGAGUCUUGUGAGUAGAGGAAAAAAAUGUCUAGAAACUCUGAAUCCGGGUGAUCCAGUUGACCUCCAUCUCGAAGAACGCGGCCAACUUGAAAAUCGCAAAAACCUUUGAAAAUUUCUAUUUUUUUGUGAAAGCCGGAUUCUGUCUUGUUUCUUAUUUUUUUGUUCAACAUACGACAGCUUGCUGCAAAAUUACAGCUCAAAAAGUAGCGAGCUGGAACCCUUUGAAAAAUUUCUGACGUUUUUUUCCAAUUUUUUUCGUUUUUUUCGGCAUUUUUCAAACUUUUUCGCUCUUACUAGUACUAGAACCCCCGAAUGCCUGGAUUUUUUUAUUUUUUUCAAUCGACGCAUUAGGGUCUUGUGAGUAGAGAAAAAAAUGUCUAGAAACUCUGAAUCCGGGUGAUCCAGUUGACCUCCAUCUCGGAGAACGCGGCCAACUUGAAAAACGACUAAAUUUUUUUAAAAAUUCAGUUACUUUCUUGGGAGCAGGAUUUUUCUUUUCACUUCUUUUUUUGCCAAUCAGGCACAAUCUACUCAACACAGGAUUGGAACAAAAAGUUAUGACUCUCAAGCACAACGAAAAUUUUUUUUUCCAAUUUUUCACUUUUUCGGAUUCAUUCUUUUUUUCUGUCCUUUCCAAGUAUUGAGCUCUACUGGGUUAGGAUACCCGGAAUGCUCAGAGUUUAUUCGUUGUACUGAUCCGUUACAUCUUCCCAAGUUCUUUGAAAAUAUUCCCAAGCUCUGUUUCCGGGUGAUCCAGUUGACCUCCAAGCAACCGAAGCGGUCGACCUCAAAUUUGAGCAAAAUUUAACAAAUUUUCCAAAACGUUUCUUUGCUUCCUAACCAGUGGUUCUCAUUAUCUGGAGAGGUUUAGUGAAGUUUCCAAAUUUUAUAAUAGCAAAAACUUUAGAAACGCGUUUUUAAUCGAGUAAAGUUACUCACAAGGAAAGUUAUUUUUACUUUGUGGUUAAAAAUUUCUUAGAAAGGCUGCCAGAAUAUUCAUCGAUGUACCAGGAAAAUAUCCUUAACCUGAACAACUCCCUAUUUUUCAAGAAAUGAGAACAGAGAAACGAAAAAUGGCUUCUUUUUGAGGACAUGAUUGUUUUAUUCAACGUUCAGAUUUUUUUUUUCUCAAAAACUAGGAAGUUGUUCAGGUUAAGUUUCUUGCAGAAUCCCCAUCUGAUACAUUGGGAAAUUUCCUGGCUGUCUUACAGGAAUUUCUCAACCGCAAUGUGAAAUCAACUCCCUUGUAAAAAAUAUCCAACCCUCUUAUGAGAAUGAAGUUUAGAUUUUCUUACUGUAUUGAAAUAAUUCAUUACCAGUCUCGAAAAACGUUACUUCCUGCUUUUUUUCAGAAUAAAAGGAACAUAAAGUUCUAUUUUUUGCUUCCACAAUUUUUUUCAAAAAAAAUUCGACCUCAACCUUGGUAAUAGGGAAACUUAAACGUUUUUGUUCAGUGCAAAAUCCAAAAAAAUAAUUUAUCCAGAAAAGCUUAAAGAAAAACUCAAACAAUUGGCUUCGACAAACAUGAUUCUUACUUUUUCACGAAAUAUUAGUCACUAAUUUUUCGUAAGUAGUGGCUUUACGUAAGUUAGAACUUUUUUUAUUAGAAGAAAAAAACCAGGGAUUUCCAGAUUAUUCGGAAAAACAGGGGUAUUUCUGAUGCUGCGUUUGGUCAAAAAAAUUUUUAAAAAAAUUUCUGACGACAAUAAAAAAAUAAGCUUUUUUGAUGACAUUUACGCUAGAAAUUGCUAGAAACUUCACUAAACCUCUCCAGAUAAUGAGAACCACUGGUUAGGGAAGCAAAGAAACGUUUUUGGAAAAAUUUGUUAAAUUUUGCUCAAAUUUGAGGUCGACCGCUUCGGUUGCUUGGAGGUCAACUGGAUCACCCGGAAACAGAGCUUGGGAAUAUUUUUCAAAGAACUUGGGAAGAUGUAACGGAUCAGUACAACGAAUAAACUCUGAGCAUUCCGGGUAUCCCUAACCCAGUAGAGCUCAAUACUUGGAAAGGACAGAAAAAAAGAAUGAAUCCGAAAAAAAGUGAAAAAAAUUGGAUUUUCGUUGUGCUUGAGAGUCAUAACUUUUUGUUCCAAUCCUGUGUUGAGUAGAUUGUGCCUGAUUGGCAAAAAGAAGUGAAAGAAAAUCCUGCUCCCAAGAAAGUAACUGAAUUUUAAAAAUUUAGUCGUUUUCAAGUUGGCCGCGUUCUCCGAGAUGGAGGUCAACUGGAUCACCCGGAUUCAGAGUUUCUAGACAUUUUUUCUCUACUCACAAGACCCUAAUGCGUCGAUUGAAAAAAUAAAAAUCCAGGCAUUCGGGGGUUCUAGUACUAGUAAGAGCGAAAAAGUUUGAAAAAUGCCGAAAAAAACGAAAAAAAUUGGAAAAAAACGUCAGAAAUUUUUUUCAAAGGGUUCCAGCUCGCUACUUUUUGAGCUGUAAUUUUUGCAGCAAGCUGUCGUAUGUUGAACAAAAAAAUAAGAAACAAGACAGAAUCCGGCUUUCACAAAAAAAUAGAAAUUUUUCAAAGGUUUUUGCGAUUUUUCAAGUUGGCCGCGUUCUUCGAGAUGGAGGUCAACUGGAUCACCCGGAUUCAGAGUUUCUAGACAUUUUUUUCCUCUACUCACAAGACUCUAAUGCGUCGAUUAAAAAAAUAAAAAAAUCCAGGCAUUCGGGGGUUCUAGUACUAGUUAUGGCUCAAAGACUGCGAAACUCGUCAUUUUUUUCAAAAAAACUUUAAUUUUUCUUUUGAAAGAAAAAUUUUUUUCCGGGUCAGUUCUAUAACUAUAAAUGUUCAUAUGGGAACAUAUUUUUGUUUUUAAAAUUGGUUUUGGACCAAUUUGCUCCACUAGGAAAAAAAGUUUGGUUUCUACGGUGUUUUUUUCCCUACAGUAAGCAUGAAAGUGGGCGGAGCCCGAUAAAACCUGGUUCUAAAUAUUCAAGAGGUUGUUCACUAUCUAUCAUAGAAAGGAGAGCUCUCAGGAACAAAGAUGAAAUUUUUGUACCAAAAUUUUUGGCCUUGUUCGAAUUUCUGGGAGAACGUGUGUUAAGGGCUUAGAAAAAUGAGCCAGAACAAAUUUCCCGAAAAAAAUUUCUAAACACGAGUUUUUCCAAGAUUUCAUCGUUGAAAAUAAAAUUUUGAAACUUUUUAUUUUAUUUUUUUUUUUCCAAUAAACUGAUUAAAUUUCCACUCGGAACGUAAUAGAACAGAAGUCGUUUCAGUUUACUAAAUGGUCACUUUGAAACAGGGAGGAAUUUUAAAAAAGGGAAAAAUUUGCUUGCUUUAACUAAUUAUUUAACCGGAUCUAUUCGUACUGUCAGUCAAUGUUAGUGGCUUCUUUGAGGAAAAAAUGAGCCGCGACCAUUUUUUCUCGCGGAUAACGAGCCGCGGCUUUUUUUACGCAGGACAUUUAGCCGCGGUUGAUUUUCCCCACCCAUUGUGAGGCGCGGUUAAUUUUUUUCGAUUAGCCAUGGCUUUUUUGCAGAAAAUGGGCUGCGGCUGAAAUUUCUCGGAAAGAAAUUAGCCGCGGCUGAUUUUAAAAAAAAUUUGAGCCGCGAUUGCUUUUUAAAGCGAAAUAAUCGCCCUGGCUGAUUUUUUCCCGGAAGUAUGAACUGCGGCUAAUUUCACCCGCUGUUAUGAGCGGCGGCUGAUUUUUCUCAGCAGAAUAUUGACCGUGGUUGUUUUUUCCCAGUAAAUUUAGCCGCGGCUGAUUUUUUCUGCAUAAAAGAGUUGCGGUUGUUUUUUCUGAGAGAGAGUGUGAACUGCGGCUGAUUUUUUUUCGCAAGAAAUAUCCGUGGCUGUAUUUUCUUUCAGAAAAAUAGCCGCGGCUAAUUUUUCCAGGAAAGUAUGAACUGCGGCUGAUUUUUCUGGCUGAAUAAUAUCCCGGCUGAAAAUUUCGAAAAUUUUGACCCGUGCGUGAUUUUUUCUGUACAAAAGAGCUGCGGCUGACUUUUUCCAGGGAAACCGCGGCUAUUUUUUCCUUCUAAAUUAUUAGCCGCGGCUGAUUUUUUCCGCAAAAUAAGUUCUUCAUAGAGCCAAUCGCUUGAAAAUAACACAAAAAAUGUAGAAAAUUGAUCGAAAAAGGUCAUCGUUUUGGCAUGCUUUCAACAUUGUCGCUCUCGUGUCGUGUCGACGUGUUUCCGUGUUUUUGUUCUUCUUUUCUUUUGAUUUUUUUGCCGGUGAGAAAACCGAGAGCCGAGCCGCGACGCACGGCCCGAAUUUCCAGACGGCUACAGCGUCCUCGACAUCAACUACCGCUUCGGGACGGACGACGCCGUCAGCAAGUCCGACUUCGAACUGCCACAAUUCGUCCUCCAGGACGUCAAGAUCAGCAACAAGACCGAGAAGCUCAGCUCGGGUUGGUUUUUUGGAAGGUUUUGAGAAUGUUUGGUACCGGAAAGGUUCUCUCAGGGGCCUAACAAGGGGACGUUUUUCACCCCCCCCUUUUUGGCUUAAAUUGGUAUUUUGCGGCCUUUGAAGCUCCAUAACUCGGAAACAAAAUCUAUUGCAAGCAUUUUUUUUUCUUUUUCUGCAAUCAGGAGUUCCUAAAGUACACUUCACUGAAGCUUCAUCGAAAAUUAAACCCGGGGGGUGAAUUUCUUGGUAAAACUUUUUUUAUUUUUCGGAUUUUUGAUAGCUUACAAGGAAAGUUUUUUUAACUUUCUUGAAGUUUGUUCCUGAAGCCUUCAAUUAAAUAAAGAAAAAAAUAGAAAAAAAAUGGGAUUUUUUUAGGCUUACCUUUUUUUAGAGACCUUUUUUUCUCGGAAAAUGGGAAGUUUAACAGAUUGAAACAUUAGGAUUUCAUCUGAUACAUUAAAAAAUGUUUUUAGAAGAUUCCCAAUAAAAGUCCCCUGUGUGGGUCAGGUUCAAAUUCAAAGACGAACUUAGGGAAAUCCGAAUAAUAAAAUAAAACUUGGGAAAUCCCAAAUGACGGGUCGGGACUCGAUUUGCACGUCAGAAUAACCUCAUCGAAAAGAUUUAUUAUGAAUUUGGAAGUUGAGCUGAUAAAAUAACUGUCGAAAAAUGUGGCUGACCAGAAAUUAGGUACUUAAAAUUUUGGGUCAAAGUUUCGAAAAUUCUGUAAGUUGGAUUGGCAGAAAAUCAAGCUGACCAAAAUGUAGGCUUUUUCAUUUCAUUUUUCAUUUCAAAUUUUUGUUCGCCAUUCCGCAUCUGCACGACAAAUACCAAAAAUAAAACAUCUAUCAAAUCUAACAGCUGAUCUGUGGAAACGGCUGUUUCCUUAUUUGGUAUUUAAGUUUAUUCUUUGUUGUUUUUUAAGUAGUUAGAAUUUUUCUAGAUUUUAGUAGGAUCUAGUGAAUUUAGAAACGAUGUGUUUGAUUCGAACCAUGAAGUGAGCAUAAUCCGAAACUUGCCGAUUUCGUAUUCAAUGAUAGUUCCUCUUUCCAGUUGACUCCAAAUGGGUAUGACUUUAUAAUUUAGGAUGCGUUCUUUGAUCAAUUCAUUCACUGGUUGAGCAAGUCUCAUUCCAUUUCGAAGUAGAGCGGAUUGAAUUAAACGCAUUUUAAAGUAGGCCUGGUCAAAAUUCGCAGUUUUGAAAGUUGAGUAGACAAAAUAGCUACCAAAAAAAAUGAGGCUGACCAAAAUUUUGAUAUAUUGAAUCUGAGCCGGAAUAAAAUUCAUUCAGGUAUUUUCAUGUCAAACUGGUCAAAAUGCGGAGUUUUAAAAGUUAAGUAGACUACCAAAAAGAGCUACCAAAAAGUAAGGCUGAGCCUAAUUUUGACAUUUUGAAGUAGAGCUGACUAAAAUUUAGGUAUUUUCAAGUUGACCAGGUCAAAGUCUCGAAAAUUCUGAAAGUUGGGUCGGCAAAAAAUUAAGUUGACCAGAAUGUAGGUAUUUUGAAGUAUAGUGGACUGAAAUUCAGGCCUUUUGAAGUUGAACCGGUCAAAGUUCGGAAUUGUGGAAGUGAAGGAGAAAAAAUAGCUACCAAAAAGAUGAGGCUUCGCUCAUCGAAAAAAAAAACCUAAGCCUUUUGAAGUUGAACCGGUCAAAUUUAGGUAUUCUGGAAGUGAAGGAGACAAAAUAGAUACCAAAAAAAUCAGACUGACCAAAAUUUAGGCUUCUUUAAGGAGACGGACUAAAAUUUAGUUAUUUUGAAGUUGAACAGAACAAAGUUUCGAGAAUUCGGAAAGUUGGGUCGGCAAAAAAUCAAGUUCGCCAGAAUUUAGGUAUUUUGAAGUCAAACUGGUCAAAGUUCAGAAAUUUGAAAGUUGAGGAGACAAAAUAGAUACCAAAAAAGUGAGUCUGACCAAAAAUUUAGACAUUUUGAAGGAGGCGGACUGAAAUUUAGGUAUUUUCAAGCCAAACUGGCCAAAUGCGGAGUUUUGGUAGUGAAGGAGACAAAAUAGAUACCAAAAAUGAGGCUUAUUAAAACUUUAACCUUUUUAAAAAGGGCGGACUGAAGUUUGGAUAUUUUAAAGUUGAACAGGUCAAAGUUCGAAAUUUUGGAAGUUAAGAAGAUUAAAUUCCUACCAAAAAAAUGAGGCUUAUUAAAGCUUAGGCUUUUUCGAAGUAGAGCGGACUAAAUUUUGCGCAUUUUUAAUUCAAACUGGUCAAAUGCGGAAUUUUAGUAGUGAAGGAGACUACCAAAAAUAGCUACCAAAAAAAUGAAGUUGACCAAAAUUUCGAUAUUUUGAAGUAGAGCGGACUAAAAUUUGGGUAUUUCAAAGUCGGCCUGAUAGAAUUUAGGUAUUCUGAAAGUUGAGGAGACAAAAUAGAUACCAAAGAAUUGAGGCCGACCUGAUCUAAGGUUUUUUUGAGGAGGCGGACUGAAAUUUAGAUAUUUUAAAGUUGAACAGUUCAAAGUUCAGAAAUUUGGAAGUUUAGGAGAUUAAAUUGCUACCAAAAAAAUGAGACUUAUGAAAACUUAGGCUUUUUUAAGGAGACGGACUGAAAUUUAGAUAUUUUAAAGUUGAACAGGUCAAAAUGCGGAGCUUUGGAAGUGAAGGAGACUACCAAAAAAAAGCUAGCAAAAAAAAAAAUGAGGAUUACUAAAGUUUAUAAAAAUUUUGAAGUAUAGUGGGCUAAAAUCAGCGCAUUUUGAAUUUGUACCGGUCAAAGUUAGGUAUUCUGGAUGUGAAGGAGACUACCAAAUAUAUCUACCGAAAAAAUAAGGCUGACCAAAAUUUAGGCCUUUUUAAGGAGGCCGGACUAAACGUUGAAAAGCUCAAAAUUUCAGAAAUAUGAAUUUUAGCAGAACACAGCUUCGUGAGCUUGAAAUUUCCUAGCUGAAAUUUCAUAAAUUCACGAAAAAAUAAGGGGGCACCCGGACUCGAACCAGGGACCUCUCGGACUGCAGCCGAACGCUAUGCCACUAAGCUAUGCCCCCGGGCGGUUUCUUGGCGAACGGCGUUCGGUUUUGUUUUCGUUGUUGGUGAAUCAUCAUUGCAUCAGAACUAUUUCGACACUUUUCUGUGAAAAUUUGCAAUUUUUCCUUCUUUUUUGAGAGGAAAUUCGAAGUUUAUAUGAAUUAAAAGCCACGCAAAAUGGUUUAAUAUCAUAUAUUCAUUUUUAAAAAUAUUAUGGAAUGUUAAUUUUUUUUCAAAAUGAAGGAUAUUAUGAAUUUGAUUGGAUUUAGCAGAUUGAAACGAAAAAACUUCAAAUUCUUGAAAUUUAAGUAACCUAAACUACCAAAACGGCACAAAAAUGAGUAUUCAAUAAAAUUCAUAUGCGGUUUUCAAAGUGCUUUAACGAAAUCCAAAAUAGCAGCCAGAGAAAGAAAAAUAUAACUAAAUUUUGGAGACUCAGAGAUUUUUCUGAACUUUGCAGAUAUCACUAUGAACACGGCAAUAGAUGAUUCUGAACCAGAAAAAAUUACCUCCCUUUUAAAAUUUUUGAAUAGUGUUUUAAUUCGACAAUUAAUCUAUGAAGGCGUUAGUUAACUAAUUUUGAAGAAGUUUUUGUAAAUGGGGAUUUUAAGGAUAUCCUGAGGCACUUGGAUAAAUUAUUGAACUGUCAUUUUUUCCAGGAGAAUAUUCCCGGCUUCUUUGCUACUUCAUGUUCAAAAGGAGCAUUGGUUUCUACAUUAUCCAGAUCUACUUGCCGUCGAUCCUCAUCGUUGUGAUUUCCUGGGUUCGUUUUGUACCAUCUUUCUUUGUUGAGUGUUAAAGAAAUGAGAGAAAAUAUAUUUCUGAAAAGCUGUGGUUUUUUUUUUUGAUUUUCCUCGAUUUAGGUCUCAUUUUGGCUGAGCCGCGACGCAACCCCGGCCCGCGUUGCACUUGGAGUGACCACUGUGCUGACGAUGACGACUCUGAUGACCACCACUAAUGUGGGUUUUUUUUCAAACUCAAGAUCAGUGUAUUAAAAAAAUAAUAUAGUCUGUGUACCACGACUUGGAAUUUCACCGAACGACAUUCCGCUGUUCCGCUGCGUGCCUUUGCGCGUUUUUGAUUUUCAUUUUAUUUUAAAACUCGACCAGCACGUGCUCCUAGUGGAACACUCUAUCUAUCAGAAAUGAGAACCCAUUCAAAGCGAGACCGGGGCUCGCAAAGACGCUUCGCGACGCAGCGGUACAGCGGAAUGUCGUUCGGUGAAAUUUCAAGUCGUGGCAUACAGACUAUAUCUCAAAAAAAAUCUUUUCGAUUUUUCCGUUCUUCUAGAGAACUUUCUGGAGAAACCUCCGACAUCCUCACAUAGUAAUAGGUUCAUUCAUUGCAAUCAGAAGACAAAAUUUUCUUAUUAUUCCUACGCCUCUGUACCACUUGAGCGGCGUCGGCGCACUAAGUCGAUUAGCCGAGGUCCUAUCCUGAUGAUAAUCAGUGGACUGGCUCUAGUGACCUAUCCGCCCUUGUGUGUGACUGCUGGGGAUUUUGAAGCCGUGGUUUCCCACUACCAACAUUUUUCAAACCCCUUGGUUGGGUCGAGGCGGGGAUCGAACUUGUGACCCUGUGGACCGUAGACAGGCACACAACCUGUUGCGCUACUGCGCGCUUUUUCAAAAACAAUAUUAUAGAAACGUUUCUUUGAGACACUUCACUGCAAUAUUCUUAGUACUAUGAGUACACUACAAGUGAAUUUGCAGUUGGCGGUUUUCGGUGUUUCCGUUUUGCUAUACAUGUAGCUUUCUGAAAAAGCUUCCGACACAUUAGGUUCAUUCACUGCAUGCAGUAAAAAGAUAAGAAGUUAAAAGAAAAAAAGAAAAAAAUGCAGUUUGAAAUUCAGUAACAGGAAUUAGCCCAACCUAACAAGUAGACUCUGACCCGGAGUUCAACAGGAAUUGAAGCGAUCAAGUUUCGGAGAUCAAUAAGUUUGAUCCGUAGAGAACCAGUGGACACUUUAAAAUGUAACCUAGAUGUUGAUUCAUUCCAUAAAGGGAGAGUUUCAGAAAAAAAAUCUUCAGAAAGCCGAAAAGUUUUUAAUACUAUUUAUAUGAAUAUCUUACGGCCAAACAGGGUGGGUAAACGUCAAAACAAAUUUUGGCGCGAAAAUUCAAAUCUCAAGUACGCAGCCAAAUGCGAUCGAACAAACAAGUUAUCACGUUGAAUACUCAGUGUAAUUAAUGACGUAGAAUGACGUCAUUUUAUCCGGAGCGCGCACUUAAUUUUUUUUUAGUUGCGAAAACUUUGACGCCUCGCACACCUCCCUCACCCCAUUAGGAAUGCCGUGAUCUACGAAUCAUAUAGUAAAAUCACAAAUAAACAAAAAUAUGUAUGGAAAAAUAGAUGAAAAACGAGAGGGUAAGUCGGAAAAGUCUAAGGAUUUGAAAAAAAUCGGAAAAUCCGCCGAUUAUUCAUAAUAUCAAUUUUUUUAAAUCCUUAUUGAAGUCAUUUCAAGAAGCUCUUGACCAACCUAUUCACUAAUUUUCGAAAAUCCUCUUCCAGAUGGAAUAUCAAAAUAUUUCCACAGUUUAGUUCAGGAUAAAAGUAAAACAAUAUUAAUAAAUCCCUAGGAAACCCUUAAAAAAUUGAAGAAGCUUAUAAUUUCCUUUCUCGAGUGAUAAGAAGAACUGAAAAAAAGUUGAAAUUAUUCUUACGAAUUGUUUUGCAGUCCUCCAUGCCGAAAGUCUCCUACGUCAAGAGUAUCGACAUUUUUCUGGGUACGUUUGAAUUUUUCUAUCAAUAUCUUGCCAAAGAUUAUUUUAUACUGGGUAAAUGAUGAAGGUGUGGGAGGAAACGUCAGGUUAUUCAUCCCUAAAAAAUUGAAUAUUCCUUUAAAAAAAAUCAACCAAGCUAGGCUUUCCGUAUCAGAUGAGGAUUUUGAUACUGAACUAAAAUAAUGUUUCAAUGGUGUUCUGAGCGGGAGAGUGACGGUCGCACGUGGAAUGGCUCGGGCGCCCCGACUCAAAACGGCUUGCGCAAAAGCGGCAAGCAAUCAGAUGAGCGAUAA
Messenger RNA from Caenorhabditis auriculariae, 20620 nucleotides. Lineage: Eukaryota; Metazoa; Nematoda; Chromadorea; Rhabditida; Rhabditidae. The record is from the annotation of a GenBank genome assembly.